Striga asiatica is the source of this 1779-nucleotide messenger RNA. Lineage: Eukaryota; Viridiplantae; Streptophyta; Magnoliopsida; Lamiales; Orobanchaceae. The record is from the annotation of a GenBank genome assembly.
AAAUCAAAUCAAAUCAAAUCAAAAAAAUAAAAAAACCGAAAAAUAUGUUGGUCGCUUUCCCUUCCUCCACCAUCAUCAUCAACAUACCCAUUUUUAAUUUUCUCCUCUCACCCCUUAAAUCCCCCUCCAAAAUUUUUCCCCCUUUCUGCAAAAAAUAAAAAAUAAUAAUCCACUCACCUUCCAUGCAGCUCUCCCUCCGCCGCAAGCUCAACCCCUUCCUCCUCUCCGCCGCCGCCAUGAAACCCUCCGCCGCCGCCGCCGCCCGUAAGGGCGGCAACCUGUCGGUCUUCGCCGUGGUCGUCUCCAUCUUCAUCUUCGGCUGCUUCAUGUACAACGAGGACGUCAAAACCCUCGCCGAUUUCCCCUUCUCCCGCCCCAAGCCGGCGGAGCAAUCGAGCAGCGAUUUAGGCACAAUUGGAAACGGCAACGCCGCCACUGUCUCGGUGGUUGUGAACGCGCGGACCGUGGUGGAGAGCGAGGUGGAGGAGCCGGAAAUCGAUCGAGCUGGUAUCUCGAAAUCGAGCCCGGAAAACGAAGGAGAUGAAGGAAUUGAAGAGGAAAAUAAGAAGCGGAUCGAAAUUCGAGCUGGGGAAAACGAUAACGAUGAGGAUGAAGAUGAGAACGAGGAUGAUGGUGACGAAAUCGAAAUCCCGCCGGAGGAUUGCGAUUUGUUUACCGGGGAGUGGGUUUUUGAUAACGUCACCCACCCGUUGUACAAGGAGGAUGAAUGCGAGUUUUUAACGGCACAGGUGACUUGCAUGAGGAAUGGAAGGAAAAAUUCACUGUACCAGAAUUGGAGGUGGCAGCCCAGAGAUUGUUCUUUGCCUAAGUUUAAACCGAGACUGUUGCUCGAAAAACUGAGGAACAAGAGGCUGAUGUUUGUCGGGGACUCUUUGAACCGGAAUCAGUGGGAGUCGAUGAUAUGUUUGGUUCAGUCGGCAGUUCCUCCUGGCAGGAAGAGCUUGAACAAGACUGGCUCUUUAUCUGUUUUCAGAAUUGAGGAUUACAAUGCUACCGUGGAGUUUUACUGGGCCCCGUUCUUGGUGGAGUCCAACUCGGACGACCCGAAUAUGCACAGCAUUUUAAACCGCAUCAUCACGCCAAAGUCCAUCAAAAAGCACGGCAAGAAUUGGAAGAACGUAGACUACCUCGUUUUCAACACGUACAUUUGGUGGAUGAACACUUUUGCCAUGAAAGUCUUGCGAGGCUCGUUUGACAAAGGCUCGACCGAGUAUGAUGAAGUGCCGAGGUCCGUGGCUUAUAAUCGAGUGCUGAGGACGUGGUCCAAAUGGGUCGACAAAAAUGUGAACCCGAACCACACCCAAGUCUUCUUCAUGAGCAUGUCACCCGUCCACAUCAAGAGCUUGGACUGGAACAACCCGAACGGCAUCAAGUGCGCGAAGGAGACGACCCCAAUACUCAACACGUCGAUGCCACUCAAUGUGGGCACCGACCGAAAGUUGCUAGCUGUCGCGGCCAACGUGACGAGGUCCAUGCGGGUCCCGGUUCAUUUCAUGAACAUCACGACCCUGUCUGAAUACCGAAAGGACGCCCACACGUCCGUGCACACUAUUCGGCAAGGGAAGCUGUUGACUCCGGAGCAACAGGCGGACCCCACAAGCUUCGCCGACUGCAUCCACUGGUGUCUGCCUGGACUGCCUGACACGUGGAACGAGUUCCUAUAUGCGCGUAUUUUGUCGCGUUCUUGACACUAUACUUUAACAUGGAUGUUGUGUUUUGCUAACGUUGUUGCCCGAGCAAAAGUUUUUGGGAUUUUUU